This is a messenger RNA of Lotus japonicus, 1619 nucleotides long. RefSeq names its product zinc finger protein 8. The record is from RefSeq and is a predicted model, not a curated record. The transcript has a single exon. The coding region runs from base 394 to 1233 and encodes 279 amino acids. Gene Ontology annotation, molecular function: DNA-binding transcription factor activity. Gene Ontology annotation, biological process: trichome morphogenesis; response to gibberellin; trichome differentiation. NCBI's taxonomy places the organism in Eukaryota, Viridiplantae, Streptophyta, Magnoliopsida, Fabales, Fabaceae.
CAUCAAUCCGAAACCAAGUGAAAGGGAGUGAAGGUGGUACUUUGAGAAGAGAAGCCGAUCGAAGCCACUCUGAGACUUUGUGGCGUUGUCAGGCUUCACUCUGAGAUUGAUCAGACCCAAUUGUCCAAAGAUCAUCAGUCCCCACUCUCCCUCUGUUUUUAGGACCCACCACCUCACCCUCCUCUCCACAACAUUCAUUCAUUCACUCACUCACUCACACACACCUCCAUCUCCUAAUUUCCUCCAUUGUCUUCCUCACACUCACACAAAGUACUCUUCCUCUACCCACUGCACUCCACUCCUCACCCUUCAUUCACCUCCAUACCUAACACACAUAUUCACACUCACUCUCUCUCUCUACAUAAAACCUAAACACACCCUCUAUUCCUUCUAAUGGACAAGACCACUGAAAGAGAAACCCAUGACUUCAUGAACGUUGAGUCAUUCUCUCAGCUCCCCUUCAUCCGCCCGGCACCCGCCACCGCCGCCAAGGAAAAGGGCAUUCGCCUCUUCGGCAUUGAAUUCGGCUCUUCCGAGUCUGACUCACCUGAAACAACCACCACCACCAACAACAACACACUGUUCGAGCUUGACAACAACAACAAGGAGGAUAACAACACAAACAACAGCAGCACUGACAACAACAACAACGGAGAGAGCAGCCGCCGGUUCGAAUGCCACUACUGCUGCAGAAACUUCCCCACUUCUCAAGCCUUAGGCGGCCACCAGAACGCUCACAAACGAGAGCGGCAGCACGCGAAGCGCGCACACCUUCAGUCCGCCAUGGUCCACGGCGGCACCUUCUCCUCUGACCCUCACCUCUACCCUCUCAUCAACUACAGGUUCAACUCAGCUCCAACUAUGCCUUCUUAUCCAACAUGGAACACCACCACGACCUCCUCAAAUGCCAUCACCACCCCCAGUAGUGGAAGGUUUUAUGGAAGCUCUUAUAAUUCUCAUUCUCAACCCAUUAAUGGAAGCCCCUUGGCGUUUUGGCGGAUCCCAAACAGCACAAUUCAGAGUAGUAGUACUAAUAGUACUAACCCUAACACUUCUUUCCACCACGACCGCUCCUUGUUGCAGCACCACCACCAUCACCAUCACUUGCCCUUGCUUGCUGGCGAUGAAAUAAACACUGCAAGGGCGGUUGGACCCUCCGGUUCGCAAAACCCGUUCGCUUAUGACUCCAAACGCGGUGUCCACGAUCACGUCAGCCUGGAUCUUCACCUCUAAAUAACAGCGGCAAAGGUUUUAAAUUGCGGACCGCAGCAACAUCAUCUGCUAAGUGGUCAUCUUAGCAUUAUUUAUAGUAUGUUUGGUUCAGCUUGGCAUCUACUCAAAGUCAAUUAUUCAUAUUAGAAGGUACUAAGAGUAGCUUCUCCUUCAGAGCUUCCAGAAUCAAUUCUGAUCCAACCUGAAAAUAAGUUGGGAUUCCGAAUUUCUUCAACAGUUGGUUGGAUCAGCUGAAGAUUCAUGAGGUAAUUACGAGAAAGACUGUAAUUUAGAACCUUGAUGUUAAUUAAUUCAUUUACAUAAUUUCAGCCAAAAACUCUAGUUUGUGGUUGAAGGCGGCUGGGGACAAGAUAGAUAUAUAAAAUAUGAGAAAUUUAAUUUCUUCA